UUUUGUUUUCAUAUUUGAUAUGAAGACCUUAUAGUCCUGGACUAGUUUCAGGGCACAGCUUACAGAUCACUUCAGUGUACUUAUGGGACCAGACUUUGAAUAUAUUGUCAUCAAUUCAAUAAGUCCUAACGGGACAGUGAAUGUCACUGUGUUCGCUGCUAACACUGACGGAGCCAACUCCACAUUUUCUAACGCGUUGGCUGCUCUCAUUAAAGAUAACCCCUUGACAGUACUAGGACAACCAGCAUCGGUGAUACAAGCCACACUUGCUGGUCAAAUAUAUAAUUUAGUACUAAACGAGACAAAGGACGAUCUUUCGUGUAUUAUCUAUCAGGACCUGACACAAGAAUGCUCAACCAACACAAAAUGUUUGACAUACGACGGGAACCCCUUGUGCGAACCUGUUCGGAAUAAUGAUGAUUUCGGCUUAUGGGUAGGCCUGGGUGUUGGUAUACCUCUAUUCCUGCUGCUCAGCCUCCUGCUCUGUUGUUGCUGCUGUCAUUUUUGUGUCCCUGUUGUUAAAGAUGAUGACACAAGUACCACUAUUUCCAGCAGACCAGAGCCUCUACCUAUCAUCCUACCAAGAUACCUGCCCGUUCGGUUUAACACCGUCGGAAGAGUAGGCCUAUACGGUAGUCAGUUUGGCGAUGACGUAUUGGAACAACCGACACAAUUAAAUGACUCCGAGUCAACAUCGUCGGAUUAUAACGUUACUGUUGGAUUCGAGAUGAAAAGAUACAAGGACGAUUUACCUUCAAGCUUUUCUUGGGAUUUUAUGUAUCCUGAUAUUGAAUAUAAGAAACCGCAACUCGGCGAUACAGUUUUUUGAUAUCACCCGACGUCAGUGCAAUUAACAUUUGACUUUAUUUUAAUAUGCUGUCAAAAUAUUGCU
Molecule: messenger RNA, 892 nt
Organism: Mya arenaria
Lineage: Eukaryota; Metazoa; Mollusca; Bivalvia; Myida; Myidae
Exons: 9
Coding region: 83-829 (248 amino acids)
Source: RefSeq, a predicted model, not a curated record